AAUCUUAAGCAUCUUCCUUUUAUUCUCUCCUAUCUUCUCCUCUCCUCACUUAGAUUCAGUGCUUUUCUCUUUCUUCCUCUGUAAAAUUCAUAUAUAUCUCUUCACAGCACUACUCACUUUUCUUUACCUUCCCCCCAUCCCUGUGUCCUCUUAGUUUCUCUGCUAAUUUUUUCUUCCAGGGUCUCACUUGCAUUUUAUCCACUCCUUGUACUUCCAUCUUAAGGGAGAGGUGUAAUAUAGUGUAAUCCAUAAUGGAUGUAGACCUGAUGAUAAAGUCUGCAACAGAAGAUCAGGUGGAGAUGAUGAUGAUGAUGCACAUGGACAAGCUUCCUGAAUUUUUUGGAUCCUACCCAGAGUUCUCAUGCCCUAGUGGUUCCAGCAUUGGAGCCUCACCAAUUGUCUUUGAUAACCCACAUGUGCCUUCACCAACAUUACCUAACCCACCUUCCACCAUUACCUUCAUGGGCACUGUAGCUCAAGAAGCAGUAUCACCCAUCUUUCUCAAUCCCAUGACAGGGUGGUUGCGAAACGCCGGAGAAUUAGAAUUAUUGGGUGCAAGUAAGAAGAAUUCGAUGGCGGCAAUGAGAGAGAUGAUCUUCCGGAUUGCUGCGAUGCAACCAAUUCAUAUUGACCCGGAGUCUGUGAAGCCACCCAAGCGGAGGAACGUGAAGAUAUCGAAGGAUCCACAGAGUGUGGCAGCAAGGCACAGAAGGGAGCGGAUAAGCGAAAGGAUAAGGAUCCUUCAGAGAUUAGUCCCUGGAGGAACUAAGAUGGAUACAGCUUCCAUGUUGGAUGAAGCGAUUCACUACGUGAAAUUCCUAAAAACACAGGUGCAAUCUCUCGAACGAGCUGCUGCGAAUAGGCCUGUUGGGAUUGGGUUUGGGUUUCCUGUUGUUAUGUAAGAACCUAUAAGUCUCCACAUCGGACUACUCAUAUCUUGAUGUGAGAUUAUUAAUAAUUCCUCCUUAUCCAUGGAACCCCAACAUUUUUAAUUACAUCAAACUCGUCAUUCACAUAUUUUGUUUA
This is a messenger RNA of Macadamia integrifolia, 1026 nucleotides long. Its product is annotated as transcription factor HEC1-like. Lineage: Eukaryota; Viridiplantae; Streptophyta; Magnoliopsida; Proteales; Proteaceae. Gene Ontology annotation, biological process: regulation of DNA-templated transcription. The record is from RefSeq and is a predicted model, not a curated record. Gene Ontology annotation, molecular function: protein dimerization activity; DNA-binding transcription factor activity. The transcript has a single exon. The coding region runs from base 252 to 902 and encodes 216 amino acids.